Spodoptera exigua (beet armyworm) is the source of this 447-nucleotide messenger RNA. The record is from the annotation of a GenBank genome assembly. Lineage: Eukaryota; Metazoa; Arthropoda; Insecta; Lepidoptera; Noctuidae.
AUGGAUGACUGGGAGCGGCACGUAACCCCGCUCCUUCAAGACAUGGGGUGUGCAAACGAAGACGCCCAAGAUGACUUCUUUAAUCAACAAGACAUAGUAAAUGAGGUGUUCCGAGGUUGCUGGUACAAUCUAAUAAAUGUACCGAAGUCCUGGCUCGACACCAGCACGAAGGAACGGCAGGUGGUAGAGGAGGUGGUGGUGCUGGUUUUUAGUCUAUUGAGCCCCAUCUGUGGUGUCGUAGCGCCAUUCAGGUCGCGUUUGGUUUUGACCGCGCCGGAGUUGAGACUUAAGAAUAGAGACCCUUAUCAUCCGUAUCGCCAUCUCCUUCUAAUUCUAGUGGCUAUUCAAUACCAGUCCCAUAUCGACUUGGCGAAUUCAUCUGUUAUUUCCUAUGUGUUCAAUGAACACCCAGUCCAAGACGUCAGUGGUUUCGGACAUCCGUCGUAG